Numida meleagris (helmeted guineafowl) is the source of this 2563-nucleotide messenger RNA. Its product is annotated as forkhead box protein L1. Gene Ontology annotation, biological process: regulation of transcription by RNA polymerase II; anatomical structure morphogenesis; cell differentiation. The record is from RefSeq and is a predicted model, not a curated record. The coding region runs from base 142 to 900 and encodes 252 amino acids. The transcript has 3 exons. Gene Ontology annotation, molecular function: RNA polymerase II cis-regulatory region sequence-specific DNA binding; DNA-binding transcription factor activity, RNA polymerase II-specific. NCBI's taxonomy places the organism in Eukaryota, Metazoa, Chordata, Aves, Galliformes, Numididae.
CGGAGGAGAGGGAGAGUGAGGAGGGGGGAGAGAGGGAACGAGGCAGGCAGAGGGGAGGGAAGAAGGGAGGAGGGAGCCCACGCUCUGAGAAACAUCACUCCAUCUCUCUCACUCCACGGGAGCUGAGCAAGGAGCAGAACGAUGUUUGACAACACACAGUACCCCUAUAACUGCUUUAAUUACGAUGGCGAUGAUUACCCCACCUGUAGUUCUGAUGAAGAGAAGAAAUUCACCAGACCAGCGUACAGCUACAUUGCCCUAAUUGCAAUGGCCAUCCAGCAAAGUCCUUCAAAUAAAGUCACCCUCUCUGGCAUUUAUGACUUCAUAAUGAAGAAAUUUCCUUACUACAGAUCAAAUCAAAGAGCCUGGCAGAACUCCAUCCGACAUAACUUGUCACUGAACAGUUGUUUUGUAAAGGUUCCCAGAACAGAAGGGAAUGAGAAGGGGAAAGGAAACUAUUGGAGCUUUGCAACGGGAUGCGAAUCCAUGCUGGAUCUCUUUGAAAAUGGGAAUUACCGGAGAAGACGGAGGAGGAGGAACAUGAAAAAGGAACAUAAAGAGCAGAGAUCAAGCAGAGGGAAAGGGUCUUCGUCCCCUGAUACAUCUCCUACGGACUUUGCUUUAAACAGCACUUCCUCUUCUGAAAGCAUACAUGAAAGAAUUGGCUCAGAACCAAGACUACUGGAGCCUCGUGGGUUUGCUCCAAACAGCACGGCCAGCAGGCAGAGCCUGAGCAGUUCCUCCCUAGCAAAAUCAGAUUCUGAAAUAAAAUUCAGCAUCGAUUACAUUCUUUCAGCCCCUGACCCCUUGCCUGUCCUGAGAUCUCAGUAUAGUAUGCAAGAAAACAAAUAUCACCUACUGGAGGCCCAGCAGAUCAAUCUCCAGCUCUGGACCAUGUAAAGUUAUUUAUCCGUGGUAACAAAGUCCAGGCUGCAGUGCAGCCUGACAUCACUGACAUCAGCCGCCCGCACCCUCCUCCUCCCGAGCAGCGCUCAGACAGGGCUGCCCCUUCCCCAGCUGCCCUCUGCCUGUACCCAGAGAGCUGUGCUGUGGCUGAAGUAGAGAGAACUGUCACCGAUAGCGGUUUUCGCCACGCUGAAAUUCAUCAUAUCCUCGCUUUGUUUUCUGAACUAUCCCGGCCACCAUCUGCCAUCACAGAGUUUCCUUUCUCACGCAGAAUCUGACAGAAGAGACUUGCUCCUCGCUCAGUGCUUUCUUAGAGACAAAGUGAAUUUGAUUCCACUUUCACUGGUGGAAAUUAAGGUUAAUUCCACUGAAAAGUAUAGCUCAGCUCUCGAGCUGAUCUGCAACAGCGUAAUUCUGCCGAUUCACGCUGGCUAAGAAUGGGGAGGGGGGAUUUGUUUCCUUACAACGAAUCCCAGGAAAUCACUCUGUCUUCUCUGAAUUUUGAUUUUAGCAUCAUGUCCCAAACUGUUGUGUACUAUGCAGCUUUAAUCCAUUGUUAUUUAGUAAACAUAGCUAUUAAUACAUGUUUAAGGUAUUUUUUGUUGCUAUUCAGAGCAGAAUUGUUCAAACUGUAGAAGCUGUGUUCAGACUAACCCCACGAACACUGGUUGCAAGGCUGUUCCAUUCCGGUGGACACCCAUGGAUGAUGUGACAGAGACAUAGGGUCUCCUCAUGCCUUGAUUUAAGAACAGAAAUACCCCUCUCCCUUUGUACCACCAGAAAUUGUCUCCAGAUGCUGCAGGAAAGCCCUUGGCCACAUUUUGUUCAGCAAGUACAAAGCGAGACCUGGGUUUGCAAGAAGCUGUAUUCUGUGUCAGCCGAAGUCAGAAUCCCACCUACCUGCUCUGAGACAAGCUGUAUAUUCCUACUAAAAAGGUUUUUAUUGAUUCUUCUUGCUAGCAAUUGACAAAGUGGUGGUACCUGAUGGGAUUUCAGGAAAGCUGGUGAGAUGAAUCAUGAACAUGGAGCCACGUUAGCUCCUGGUCUCCGUUCCUAACGAAAGCCGUUCCAGCACCAUUUACACACUGCGGGAUGUUUUGGAACAGAACCUGAAGGACAAUGCUGAACUCCGUGGAGCAUUUAAGAACCUGUUUUUAUGUAACUUGUUCAUGAGAAAUCGCUUCCCAGUACCUAACGGCAGCGUCAGCAGAGAUGCUGCAAAGCCUUGGUUUUGGCUUGGCAACUAGAAACAUGGCCUAAGGAAGGCAAAAAAAUACAGACCAGGACUCUGGUGGUUUUAAGCAGCUAUGCAGAGAUAAAGUUAUCUCUGCAACAUGAGCUAAAUGAAAGUAUACGAGAUAAGAUUAAGCAAAUUGUUCUAGAGGUAUGCUCAGGCAUGACUUGAAUUUUUAUGCAGAAGCUUUGACAUUUCACUAAGUUAUUUUACAUUGUGUCUAAUAUAUAUUGUACAUUUAUACUAUAAAUUCUUAUAUAUUGUUAUUGAGAAAGGGAGCGCUAUUACUGCACUUAUAUGUUGUAAAAAUGCAUGAUGUAUGUUGCCGUGAUGCUGAAAGUCCUGCCGCGUGCUUACAAUUCACCAUCAGCAGUAUUUCACACUGAUCGGUAAUAAAUGCUUGUUUUUUUUGGGAAAACUAGA